This is a messenger RNA of Neltuma alba, 1459 nucleotides long. RefSeq names its product transcription factor bHLH68-like. NCBI's taxonomy places the organism in Eukaryota, Viridiplantae, Streptophyta, Magnoliopsida, Fabales, Fabaceae. Gene Ontology annotation, biological process: regulation of transcription by RNA polymerase II. Gene Ontology annotation, molecular function: protein dimerization activity; RNA polymerase II cis-regulatory region sequence-specific DNA binding; DNA-binding transcription factor activity, RNA polymerase II-specific. The coding region runs from base 283 to 1311 and encodes 342 amino acids. The transcript is spliced from 9 exons. Gene Ontology annotation, cellular component: nucleus. The record is from RefSeq and is a predicted model, not a curated record.
CCUCUCCAUCUCUAUAAAAUUCUGAGACUCUCCAACACUUUCAAGUUCCUUCAUCAAGAGGUCCUCUCAGAAAAUUGAAAAUACUGUGAUCAAAUUUAAAGCUUUAUACCAUAUACAGCCUCCUUGUUCGACUUCCUCCCAAUCGCAUAUCAGCAAGUUAGAGAGAGGAAGGUAAAGUAGGAAAAAAAAACCCCAGAAAAUUAAAGAACAAGAAAACUUGUCUGGGUUUUCUGGUUCUUCUGAAGGUCCGGGCAUGAACUGAGGAGAGAUCUGUUUCAGUAAAUGAUCGUGGACAUGGGUGGGAACCCUAAUUUGUGGAGCAAUAUGCAUGACGCUGCUUAUGUUCUUGGAUCUUCCAUUCCUUUCAAUCCGAUCCCUCAAAACUCCGAGCCUCGUCCUUCCACCUGGAGCCAACUCGUCUUCUCAGGAGCACCAGGAGAAGAGAAGAGACUGAGUUUUGAUCAUUUUGAAGCAAAAAGGUUGGGCAGGUGGGAAGAACAAGUUCUGAAUCCAUCCCUGUCGAGAUUUCAUGUCGACGAAGGAAUAAUAAAGCAACAGGGUUGCCUGUACGGCAGCCAUGGCGGUGGUGGUGAGGAAUUUCAGGGUACUCAUUCUUCAUCUGCAGGUGGGUCAGUAGUAGCUAAUUGGUCACACAUGGCGGGUCCUGUUUCUUCUUCCCCUAGGUCGUCCUGCGUCACUAGCUUGACUAGUAGUAAUAAUAACUACAACACUGUAUGGGAUUCUUUCUCUUAUAAGAAGGCCGACACUAAGAAAAAUUAUCUCCCUGCCGCAGAUCACUCAUCUGAGUGUAGCACAGCCACUGGGGGAAUCUGUAAGAAGGCUAGGGUUCAACCAACUUCAAGCCACCCUCCUCUCAAGGUGAGGAAGGAGAAGCUGGGGGAUAGAAUAUCAGCCCUUCACCAACUGGUUUCUCCUUUUGGAAAGACUGACACAGCUUCAGUGUUGUUCGAAGCCAUUGGAUAUAUCAGAUUCCUUCAUGGUCAAAUUGAGGCUCUCUGUUUUCCUUAUUUCGGAAAUUCAUCAAAACACUUGAGGAAUCAUCACUUUGUGAAUCAUGGAGAGAGAAAUUCCGUAUUCCCAGAGGACCCUGGACAGCUCUUGAAUAAUGAUGCUUCACUCAAAAGAAAUGGAGCUUCAAUUGCAAACCAGGAAAAUGGAGAAGAAAAGGCAAAGGACUUGAGAAGCAGAGGAUUAUGUUUGGUGCCAAUAUCUGUGAGCCACCAUUUUGGAAGUGAUCAUAAUAAUAUCGGAGCUGAUUUUUGGUCAUCCACUUACCGCAGCGGUUUUUAAUUAAGUAACUCCUUUCCAUUAAUUAAAUCUGAGCCUUAAUUCACUAAUUAAAUCCGUAGGCUCAGUCUAUAUAUAGAAUAUAAUUAUAAGCAGGUUAAAUUAAUCCAUCUCAAAAAUAAAUAUGUAAACGUUACCCAUAAUUUUUAGU